AAUACAAUCUCUUACUUUGUUUGCUUAUUUUGUUUUCUGGGUCUCUCUUUUUCCUAAUCAGUAAUCCCUCAAGAACACCAAUUUCAUUUUUUUUUCCCCCUUAAUUUUCUCCUGCUGUUUUUUCUUCACAAAAUCAGUUUAGAUCUCAACAAAAGACGCAAAAUAAACAGGAUUUUAAACCCCCUCUGAAGCCCAGAUUCAACCCCGAGUUUGUACACUUGUGAAGGCAUUUUGGCCCCGUCGUUCCAAGUUGUGUAAAAAAAAUUUGAUCUUUUUCACUUUGUUGUUGAGGGGGGAUACACACGCGCGCGCGCGCGCGCGCAAUGCGGGAGGGGGACUCCUCUUGCAUGGUGUCGCGGGCGCUUCCGAGCUCCUACGAUCGCGAAUCCAUGCGGGCUUACGCCGGCGAGGAAGAAGAGGACCGAGCGGAGGAGCCACACCCCAUUAAUGGCGUCCUCAGCAAGAAGAAGAAGACGACGAAGAAGAAGGAGAAGAAGGAGAAGAAGAAGAAGAUGGUGGUGGUGGUGGAUUCCCCGCUUUACGGCUGUGGCGGCGAGGGCGAGGGCGAGGGCGAGCACGAGGAUCCGGAUAGCCUCAUAAGCCCGGUGAUCGGGCGCGACCUCUCGAUCAAUUGCCUCCUCCACCUGUCCUGCUCCGACUACGGCGCCGUCGCCUCGCUGAACCGGAGCUUCCGCUCCCUGCUCCAAAGCGGCGAGCUUUACCGUCUCCGGCGCCGCUCCGGCGCCGUCGAGCACUGGGUCUUCUUCUCCUGCAACGUGCUCGAGUGGGACGCCUUCGACCCCUUCCGCCGCCGCUGGAUCUCCGCCGCCGUCCCCAAGAUGCCGCCCCUCGAGUGCUUCAUGUUCUGCGACAAGGAGUCCCUCGCCGUCGCCACCGACCUCCUCGUCUUCGGCAAGGACAUGACCUCCUGCAUUGUGCUCCGCUACAGCAUCCUCACCAAUUCCUGGUCCAAGGGCGUCGCCAUGCACUCCCCCCGCUGCUUGUUCGGCUCCGCCAGCUCCGGCGCCACCGCCGUCGUCGCCGGAGGGAUCGACACCGGCGGCAGGAUUGUGAGCUCCGCGGAAAUGUACAAUUCUGAUAGGCAAUGCUGGGAGGUCCUCCCGAGCAUGAACCGCGCCCGGAAGAUGUGCUCCGGCGUGUUCAUGGACGGCAAGUUUUACGUGAUCGGCGGCAUGCGCUCGCAUACUGAGCAUUUGACGUGCGGCGAGGAGUACGACUUGGAGCGCCGCGCGUGGCGGCUGGUGCCCGGCAUGGCCGCGGGGCUCACGGGCGCCACCACGGGCGCGCCGCCGCUGGUCGCCGUGGUGGGCAACGAGCUCUACGCGGCGGAUUACGCCUCGAACGAGCUGCGCAGGUACGAUAAGGGGCGCAACGCGUGGGCGACGCUCGGGAGGCUGCCCGAGCGGUCGGUGUCGAUGAACGGCUGGGGGCUGGCGUUCAAGGCGUGCGGGGACCGCCUGAUUGUGAUCGGGGGGCGGGGGGUCUCGGCCGGGGCCGGAGGGGUCAUCGAGCUCAACUCAUGGGUCCCGACCGCGGGGGGCCCGCCGGAGUGGGAGGUGAUCGCCAGCCGUCAGUCGGGGAGCUUUGUGUAUAAUUGCGCGGUGAUGGUCUGCUGAUCUCGCGGCUUUUCUCUUCAUAAUUGGAUAAAACCAUGUUCCUCAACCUAUGGAACUUACUGCUUAUUAACUCGGGAGAAACUCUUCAAUGUAGAAAUCUUCUAUUUGGUCCACAGUUUCGUAAAUUUCGAGCUGUUUCUUUACUUAAUCCAAACAAUGGCCGUAUUUAAAUCGAGCAUUGUCGUAUUAGGACGGCUCGCGUGAUCUCCUUUGUUGCUUUUCCCACUAAUACGUAAACAAGCUCUCUUUCGUUACCGUGGGAUUACGCCAAACUCGUGUAACGUACUGUAAUUCAUGUUCUUGUUCAAUUCUACGUUGCCCAACAAUUUUCAUACUGAUGUUCUUGAAGUCGACAGGUUAAAGCUGCUCCGGGGAAUCGCCGCUCUCUUAGAUACGCAAAGUUAGGAAGCGCGAGGUUAGCGCAUAGUAAAGUGAGCUUUCACAAGGCUUGUGCAGUAGGUGCAAGUCUUCGAGUAGAAGAUUGUGGACAGUUGUGUUACUUUUUUAUAAAGGCAAGUGGCGUGUCCAGACGAUGGAUAGCCGUGCUUAUGGAUGCCGGUACCAGUUGGCAUGCACCGUGGCAGUCACUGCCGAUCUUUUAGGUACGCAAAGUCAGGACGUGCGAGGUUAGCGAGUAGGUGUGAGACAAUAGGUGUGAGACAUUGACUAGAAGAUUGCGGAUUGUAACGUUCAUUGUUUCUAAAGGCACUCGACGUGUCAAGACGAUGCAUGGCAUGCCCAUGCAUGGCGGUGGUCGCUAGUACUACGUGGCGCAGACCAGUGUCGUGGCACGGAACAACAACUCUUUUCUUCCAACCUUUUUCAAGUAAAAUAGCUUGAAACUGCUUCCCAAACUCUUACUUAAAUUCUACCAUUCACGCAUUUGAAUGCUUCAAUUCGAUGAAAUCGAGUGUUGGCUUAAGAAAAUUUGAUUUACUGAAUUCGGUAACUUCGAGUAGUUUCAAUGAUAUUGAUGAUUACUGUGCCCAUGUAAACAGCUACGUAUCAUUUUCUCACUGUAUAAUAGUGUUUCUCACUAAUUCAUUUUUUCUCUUUACUGAAACCGCACCGCACAGUUGUCUUACUUGUCUCUAGCUUUGUUGUGUUAGAAUAUGACUCUUGUGAUCUCCUUUAUUGCCUUUCCUGUUAAUGCGCUAAUAAGUUUUUUUAGCUGUUAACAUGUGAAUAGUGAAUACGCCAAAUUAAGUGUAGUAUACUCUAUUAGAUGUCCUUGCCGGAUUUGUGUAUUGUGCGACAAAUUUUGCACUUAUGAUUAACUGCUACAUAAAAGUUGGUGCCGAAUCGCAACUCUCUUAAACACGCAAAGUGAGGAACCAUAUGGGAAGCAAAUGCUGAAGUGAGAAUCUGCAUGGUUUUGUGAACUUGGAAUAAAUCGAUGAAAAGGAAGAAAAAAGAACGAGUGAGUUUUUAUAUGGUCGAAAAUUCAUUCAUUUCCGUUGUUUUGCUUUUGCAGGAAGUAAAAGAAGAAAACAAGGGUGCCGUUGAAUUUCAACUUUUCAAUUUGACCAAUAAGAUACUAUGAUUUACGACCUCACAUUUGGAAUUGCUCAAUUUUUAUUUAUUUUUUACAAUAAAGGUUUGAGCGCUGCUGUCGUUUUCUGAUCAAGUGCUUUUUGUUUUCCUGCUUCUGAAUUCGCUACGGUAAUUGGAUGAUCACACUCCAUGUAGUAUCACACUUUAAAGGGAAUAACUUAGUGGAGAAUUAUUCUGAAGCGGAAUAAGCAUCUGAAUUUAUGCCCAGGGACUUUGUAAAAAGCGAAUUUGCUUCAAUAUGAGCAGAAGAAAAGGAAAAAGAAGGUAUGAUAAAUGAUGUUACUUUGAACAGCAAAGACGAUGAGCAUCGGAGAAUAGAACUCGAAAGGCUACACUUGGUUUCUAUAUCACAUAAAAAAGAUGCUUCUGGAGAAUUCUUGCGCCCGCAGUAUCAAAUGUAUCAUCUAGAAUCAGCAUCUCCAUGCAUUGCUGUUCACUGCCACCUCGCGGAUAGUACUUGAUAUGUUUGUGAUUGUGAUGGUGCUUGCAGUACGAGUGUACUUACCGAUCUCAGUCGCACCUGGCGCGCAAUCCAGACAGUCAUCUUUUUGAUGAUCUUGGGAUGGUUUUUCAUGAUGUCAGAAUGCGCAGAUCGACUGAUGGUUUAGUCUGCCCUCCUCUCGCGGAGUUACUGAAGGCAGCUGUAAUCUGCGGACGUAGCGGUGAAGCAGCCGGCAGCCAACCUUGUUGCUAUGGUUGCAGUGCUGCAGGCUGUGGGCACCUCGAAGUAGAAGCAGGGUGGGACAAAGGAAGUCGGCUGGAGUGAAAUACUUUUGUCAACUCACGAAGUAAUACGCAUCUCUGGAUUUAGAAACAUCCAUGAAAAAGAAAAUCAAGGCAUAUUUCGAAAUUUGAGAUUUCAUUAUAAUGCCAUUGUUGCUGUCAAAAUGUCAAUACCCAUUAGACAUUUGUAGAUUUUAGACAUUGGUUUAGUUCAAAUUUAGUUAAUUUGCAAAUUAUUAAAAAUUCGAAUAAAACGGCCCAUA
Molecule: messenger RNA, 4177 nt
Organism: Ananas comosus (pineapple)
Lineage: Eukaryota; Viridiplantae; Streptophyta; Magnoliopsida; Poales; Bromeliaceae
Product: F-box/kelch-repeat protein SKIP11-like
Exons: 6
Coding region: 324-1637 (437 amino acids)
Cellular component (GO): nucleus
Molecular function (GO): protein binding
Source: RefSeq, a predicted model, not a curated record